This is a messenger RNA of Macrobrachium nipponense, 1601 nucleotides long. RefSeq names its product NADH-ubiquinone oxidoreductase chain 1-like. Gene Ontology annotation, biological process: aerobic respiration. Gene Ontology annotation, cellular component: membrane. Lineage: Eukaryota; Metazoa; Arthropoda; Malacostraca; Decapoda; Palaemonidae. The record is from RefSeq and is a predicted model, not a curated record. Gene Ontology annotation, molecular function: NADH dehydrogenase activity.
AUAAACAAAUGAAGUUUUUAAGUAUUAGAAGGCGUUUAGAAGGAACUCGGCAAAUAUUAUCUCCGCCUGUUUAUCAAACAUGUCUGUGUAUAAGUUAUAAAGUCUAGCCUGCCCACUGAUUGAUUUAAAGGGCCGCGGUAAUUUGACCGUGCGAAGGUAGCAUAGUCAGUAGUCUUUUAAUUGAAGGCUUGAAUGAAAGGUUGGACGAGGGAUGAGCUGUCUCCUUUACGUAAUUUGAAUUUAACUUUUGAGUGAAAAGGCUCAAAUUAUUUAGUGGGACGAUAAGACCCUAUAAAACUUUAUAUAAGUUUAAUUUGGCUUACAAUUUGAGUGAAAAGUAGCUUUAUUAGGUUUAUAUUUCGUUGGGGAGAUGUAGAUAUAAUGUGUAACUGUCUGUUUAAUUUAAUAAUUAUAAUUAGUGUGUUGAUCCUUCUUUGUGGAUUAAAAGUAUAAGUUACUUUAGGGAUAACAGCGUGAUUUUCUUUGAGAGUUCUUAUCGACAAGAGUAGUUGCGACCUCGAUGUUGAAUUAAAAUUUCAGUUAGGUGUAGCCGUCUAGCUGGUAGGUCUGUUCGACCUUUAAAAUUUUACAUGAUUUGAGUUCAAACCGGUGUGAGCCAGGUUGGUUUCUAUCUUUUAUUAAUUUGAAAAUGGCUUUAGUACGAAAGGAUUGAGCUUUUGAGAUAGUCUUGUUUUAAGAUAAACUUUAAUGGAUUACCUUGGCAGAUAAAUGUGUCGGAUUUAGGAUCCGUUAAUAUAGUGAUUACUAUAGGUAAUAGGGGGAAUUUAAGUGUUCUUUCUAUGAUGAUUUUGAUUAAGUUAGUGACUUAUCUUAUUUUGAUUAUUUUAGUUUUGGUUUCUGUUGCUUUUUUUACCUUGUUGGAACGUAAAGUUUUAGGUUAUAUCCAAAUUCGUAAGGGUCCUAAUAAGGUUGGAUAUGCCGGUUUACUUCAACCUUUUGCUGACGCUGUGAAGUUAUUUACUAAAGAGCAGACUUUUCCUACUAUAAGUAAUUUUAUUCCUUAUUAUUUAUCUCCGGUUUUCAGUUUAUUUAUUGCUCUCGUUUGUUGGUGUCUUAUGCCUUAUGAGCUUGGUUUGUUUUCUUUGAGUUGGGUUUUAUUUUUUCUUUGCUGUACAAGGGCAAGAGUUUAUUCUACCAUGGGUGCAGGUUGAGCUUCCAAUUCUAAGUAUUCUCUUUUAGGGUGUCUUCGUGCUGUAGCUCAAACUAUUUCUUAUGAGGUAAGGUUGGCUUUAAUUUUACUUAGAAUAUUGUUUUUAGUAGGUGGGUUUGAUUUGGGAUUAUUUGAAAGUUAUCAGCGUUAUUGUUGAUUUUUUAUUUUGGGUUUUCCUUUGGCUUUACUGUGGUUUGCUUCCUGUUUAGCGGAAAGAAAUCGAACUCCGUUUGAUUUCGCAGAAGGAGAGUCUGAGUUGGUGUCUGGUUUUAAUACUGAAUAUAGGGGUGGGGGAUUUGCUCUUAUUUUUAUGGCGGAGUACGCUAGGAUUUUAUUUUUAAGUGCAUUAUUUUCAAUCAUUUUUUUGGGGAGGAGUCUUGUUUUCGUUGAUUUUUUUUUUAUGUAAAAGUUAUGUUCGUGGGAUUUUGUU